This is a messenger RNA of Arabis nemorensis, 843 nucleotides long. Lineage: Eukaryota; Viridiplantae; Streptophyta; Magnoliopsida; Brassicales; Brassicaceae. The record is from the annotation of a GenBank genome assembly.
AUGGCGGCUCCAAUGGUGGUCGUAAACAUCUCUCUAUACCUUCUUCAAGCCACUUCUACAAUGAUCGUUGGUCACAAAAGCGAGAUCUCACUCGCCGGAAUAGCUCUCGCCAGUUCCAUUGCUAACGUUACAGGCUUCAGUGUCCUCUUUGGAUUAGCCUGCGCAUUAGAAACACUAUGUGGUCAAGCCUUUGGAGCUCGUCAGUACGAGAAGCUCGGUUCCUAUACUUUCACUUCCAUUGUUUCUCUUCUCAUCAUUUGCUUCCCAAUCUCUCUUCUAUGGAUUUUCAUGAAGAAUCUUUUGUUAUUGUUUCACCAAGACCCUGAAAUAUCAGAGAUAGCUUCUGUUUACUGCCUUUGGCUCAUACCAGCUUUAUUCGGUUACUCUGUUCUUCAAUCACUGAUUCGUUACUUCCAAACACAAAGCUUGAUUUUCCCUAUGGUUCUCACUUCUUUAACCGGUCUAUGUUUCCACGUACCGGUUUGUUGGGUAUUUGUUUACACUUUAGGCCUUGGAACCAAAGGUGCAGCUUUAUCUAUUAGUCUUUCAUAUUGGCUCAACGCGGUUCUCCUCUGGUUUUUCAUGAGACAUUCUCGAGUUUGCAAAGGCAAACGGGUUUUAGUAUCGAUGGAAGCUUUUGGUCACAUGAGGAACUUCUUCGCCUUGGCGGUUCCUUCUGCUAUGAUGAUUAGUCUUGAAUGGUCGGCUUUCGAGAUUUUGAUUCUUAUCUCUGGAGUUUUACCAAACUCAAAGCUAGAGACAUCUCUUUACAACCUCAUCUUUGCACUACAAUCUGGCAGCUUCGAUCGGUGCUGCCGCAAGACCUCGAUGUCGAUCACGUAA